AUGACGAUCCACUCAUCCGGCGUCGUGACAUUCAGUCCAAAUGUCCCAACACCUGCCACACUUCCAGUCGAUGAGCCUGUAUUGGCUGUCUACUGGAUGAAAACUGAAGGGGCCAGAGUGUUUUAUAGAGAAACCGAUGAUGCAAAUAUUGUAAACCUCGCCCAUAAUGAAGUCAACAUCCAAUAUCGAUAUGGAUCAAAGUUUAGAGUAAAGAGCGUGGUGAUUAUCACAUGGGAAGGAGGACGACCAUACGGUUCUGAGUCCGAUGGCAAUAUUUUCCAAUUAGCUUUGAUUGUCGGUGACUCGAUGACAUUUGCUCAUAUUGUCUACAGCAAGCUUAACUCGAAUGACAACGCUGUGGCUGGGUUCUCCACGUUAAACACCUCUUAUUCUCUUCCCGAUUCGGCUACACACGAUGCUCUACUCUUAUCUGAAAAAAGCGACAUUGGUAUUCCAGGAGAAUGGCUUUUCCGAGUAGAUGAAACUCAGAUCUACUUAUGCGGUGCAGGAUUCAAGGGUCUCGAAUGCAUUGACAGUUGCGCUCCCUCGCAAUGGUUUAAUGAUUGUUCGAAAAAUUGUCAUUGCGAUGGUGGAGAUCCGUGUGAUCAGGAGAAUGGCCGCUGUCCCAACGGAAGAUGCUCACCCGGUUGGAAAGGUGCACCAGUCUGUGAUGAAGAUGAAGAUGAAUGCGAAUUGGAUGAUGUCUGCCCAUCAGCUCAGCCUGACUGUUUGAACACUCCAGGAUCAUACCUUUGCAUUUGCUUCGAAUACGAUGAGGCGAACAAGAGAUGCAAAGGUUCAAAACCCGUUCUUAACUCCGAGGAGAAGAUCCCC
This is a messenger RNA of Strongylus vulgaris, 834 nucleotides long. The record is from the annotation of a GenBank genome assembly. NCBI's taxonomy places the organism in Eukaryota, Metazoa, Nematoda, Chromadorea, Rhabditida, Strongylidae.